Molecule: messenger RNA, 4315 nt
Organism: Manduca sexta (tobacco hornworm)
Lineage: Eukaryota; Metazoa; Arthropoda; Insecta; Lepidoptera; Sphingidae
Exons: 1
Coding region: 388-1446 (352 amino acids)
Source: RefSeq, a predicted model, not a curated record
GCGUUAAAAAUAAAAGAAGUUCAUAUUUGAUAAUUGUUUAUUUAACAAAGUAUUAAAGCCAGUGCAAUACAUUAGUGUUAUUGUUAUACAGUGAUACUAUGAUGUGUAAGGUUUAAAAAAUCGAAAUAUUAAAAAACUUAUAACUAACAGUAUUAAAACUACCCUAAACUUUAUAUACAAUAAAAAAAAAGUGAUCUGUAUGAAUAUUUACACAAAAGAACGCAAAGAUUAUUAAAGUGUAUACCAGUGUGUGUGCUCAGCCAAACAGUGCAGCUUUGUAUGGUGUAUAUCACACCAUUAAAUACUCCCAUCUACGACAAUCACGAACAGCGCCAUCUAUUGUCUCUCCGAGUAACAAAAUAGUAAAGAUCAAUUACAGUAAGCAACAUGCCGGCAGCUAAGUGUGGUGGAUGUGCAAAAUACUUGUCUCCGCUAGGUGCCGCUACGUGCAGUAUUUGUAAAACACCAUUCCAUCGUGCCUGUGGCGCCUUACCAUCUUCAGGUUCCGUGGCUACAUCGUGGAGUUGUUCCGCUUGCGCACAGAAGAGUCUAAAAUCUGUAAUUGUAGACUCAGCUCCAAAGAUGGACAAUUUGAAUCAAGAGCCUACAACAAAGUUUCCUGGCGAUGAGAAUUUGGGCGCGGAGAUAUUGAAUGUACUACAAAGUUUUAAGGGGGAGCUGCGGGGAGAAUUGCGACACAUGUUUAAGGAGGAGUUCGUUAUGUUUAAAAAUGAAUUAUUAGACGAACUUCAAAGGCUGCGUACGGAUUUAAAUAAGCUACAGACAGACAGGGAUCAACUAAAAUUGUCAUGUGAUUGCCUAAAGGAGCGCUUAGAUAUUAUGGACACCCGGAUGGCAGCUUAUGAGCAAAAACUUAUGGGUCCAUCGGAGGCGAUUAACGAAGUCGCUCAAUUAAGACAGGAGCUUAACCAUCGCGACCAGCAAUUGCUCUCAAAUGAUCUGGAGAUAUCGAACCUACCAGAAAACAGUACCGAGAGCCUCACCCAUACGGUUAAGCUUAUAGCGACCAAGUUGGGUGUUCGCUUAGAUGAUCGCGAUAUUGUCAGCGCGGAUCGUGCCGGGGGCAGACGCGUGAACGCGACGAGUGCCGCGGGUGCAGUGGAGAGCAGGCCCCGUCCUAUCGUCGUGCGCUUUGCACGCCGCGACCUGCGCGACGAAUUGAUGCGCGCUGCACGGGUGCGUCGAGGAGCUAACACCAGUGAUCUCGGCCUGCCAGGGCAGACGCGUAGAUUCUAUUUGAAUGAACGCCUGACCAAAAGUAACCGACUGUUGUUUCGUCGUGCACGCGAAGCCGGUCAACGCCUUGCUUGGAAAUUUGUAUGGACGAAGCAUGGGCGUAUACUUGCGCGGCAAUAUGCCGACGAUAAAGCGGUUAUCAUCCGGAGUGAAACCGAUCUUCAGCAUAUUUUUGGUCCCGAUGCAUAAUGUUCGUCCAAUUAAUAUAUUAUAUUAUAGUUCUAGAGUUUACGGUGCUAUUACUAUUAAGUACUUGAUACAACAUACAUAUUUUCAUUACAUCAGACCCAAUUCACAAUAUUAUAUUUAUUUAAGUCGUGCUGUUUAUCGUAACUGCAAGUGCAAUAGGCAUGUAACCGUAAACAUAAAAAACUUGUUCUUAAUUAUUUUUUUCAUUUUAAACAUAUACAUUUUUUUGUCUGAAUGUAGUUCUUUGUUAUUUUUGCUUAUAGACCGGGAUAUUAUGUUCUUUAUCUUAAAUUCUAAAAACUUGUUUAUUUUUAAUUACUUGUUUAUUUCUAAUGCCGCGUAAUAAUUACAGUAUAAAAUUUGGUCUAUUCAAUGCCGGGUCAUUAUCCACGAAUCACGAUGAAUUUAUAAUUGCUAUGAAUCAUCACCUAGUUGACGUCAUGGCAAUCAAUGAAACGUGGCUGCGUAGGGGAGAGGAGGGCAGAGCGCCGGUGGUUCCUGGUUACCGUUUGCGUCACGCCCCACGCCCAGAGGAUAUUCGUGGAGGAAGAGGGGGAGGUGUUGCAUUCUACAUUAAAUCAGGAACCAAAACCCGAGUUAGUGUUCACCCUUAUCACCCGCAGGUAGAACAAUUGUGGAUGAGUAUUACCGCCAAAUCAAAGAAACUGUUAAUAGGAACGGCAUAUCGGCCUCCAUGGCUGGAUUUAGAUAUUUUUGUGGACGCUAUAACUGACACCCUUUGUGCACUUGCUCCCUACGAUAAAGUUAUAUUGUUGGGUGAUUUUAAUGUUAAUAUGUCUGAUGUAAAUAAUUUUAAAGUGAAUAGAUUUAAGCAAUUUUUAAAAUAUUUUAAUAUGGACCAAAUUGUAAACACACCCACGCAUUUCGUAGGUGAUAGUGCCACUUUAAUUGAUGUGAUUUGUACAGACGCGCGGUCCCGGGGAGUCCAUGUGGAUCACAUUACAGAACUCGGCCAUCACUCAUUUGUUACGUGUAAUAUUGUGUUCGAAACAGAAAAACACACACGUAAAAUUGUCUCAUUUCGCCCUUUUAAAAACAUCUCAGUGGACGACUUUAGGCAAGAUAUAGAUGCUAUAUCUUGGAAUCUAAUUAACGAGUUAGAAAACGUUAAUGAUAUGGUGCAAUAUUUUAAUUUACAUAUCACACGAUUAUUUAAUGCACACGCGCCAUUGAAAAUUAGGUCUUUCAAAACCCAACCAACGCCUUGGAUAACGGACAAUAUAAAGCUAAUGUUCAAACUUCGAAAUGAUGCUCGUAAACGUUACCGCCACACUAAACUUCAGGCACAUAAACAAUAUUACUUAGAUCUUAAACAUUUAGCUAUAGUUAGUUUACUUAACGAAAAGAAAGCGUACUUUAAUAAGUAUAUUAAUGAGAAUAUACAUAAUUCAAGAUUACUUUGGUCGAAUUUAAAAAAGCACGUUCGUCCCGAGUGCGCGAAUGAUGAUCAGUGUCUUGAAGAGUUUAAUGAUCCGGACCGUAUAAACUCAGCAUUUCUCGAUGUCCCGGGCGAUCCUAAAAUCACGAUAUCCCAACUGACGUUUUUUGAAUUUAAUCGUUAUAGUAACAAUAUUUUUUCACUUAAACCUACAGACUCAAAAACAAUUCAAAAAAUCAUAAGUAACAUAUCUACCAACGCACAAGGAAUCGAUGGGAUAUCGAAAGAGAUGCUGAACUUAACCCUGCCACAGUCUUUAUCAGCUAUUACAGAAAUAGUGAACAGAUCUAUCACAUCUUGUACAUUUCCAAAUCUAUGGCGGGAAGCAAUAGUGCGACCGCUUCCAAAAAAUAAGAAUCCUCAAACCUGUAAGGAUCUUCGGCCAAUAAGUAUAUUGCCCUGUUUGUCCAAGGUGUUGGAAAAGGUUGUAUAUUUGCAGGUUACAGAUUUUCUUGAAACGAAUGGGAUUUUACCAGAAUUACAGUCGGGUUUUAGAAAGGGCCGCGGUACCACAACAGCAUUAGCUGAUGUCGUUGGUAACAUUCUCGAGGCGCGAGAUCGGGGGGAGGGGACGAUAUUGACAUUACUAGACUUCUCACGAGCUUUUGACACAAUUAAUAUCAACCUACUCAUUUCUAAAUUAUCAUACUACGGUUUUGAUAACCAAACCCUAAAGUGGUUUCACAGUUACCUAACCGGUAGGUCACAACGUGUACAGAUUCAAAAAAGCGAUGGUUCAGUACUCUCCUCCUCUCCACGAUAUAUAUCUAGAGGGGUUCCGCAAGGGUCGCUUUUGGGUCCAAUUUUGUUCAUUUUGUAUAGUGCGGACAUGACGAGUAAUAUAAGAGAUUGCAAAUAUCAUAUUUAUGCGGAUGACACCCAACUUUAUAUCUCCUUUAAUGCAACACAGACAUCUUCUGCCGUUUCUGUUUUAAAUGAGCAACUGGACAGGAUUGCUGCAUGGUCUCUAAAUAACUCACUUGUGUUGAACCCAGAAAAAUCUAAGUUUAUGGUGUUGGGGAGUCAAAAACAAAUCAGGGCUAUAAUUUCAUUGAACCCUGAUGUUAAAAUCAUGGGUCAAAGCAUAGCUCGUGUGGAGACUGCUCGUAGCUUGGGUCUUGUCAUGGACCCGGGACUGCGGUUUGAGAGUCACAUCAAUGGUGUUGUAAAAAAUUGUUUUUACAGAUUGAGGGUUUUGUACGGGAUAAGAGAUUUUCUUAGUAUUACCUUGAGAAAGAGACUGGUAGACAGUUUAAUUUUAUCUAAAUUAAAUUAUUGCGACAUUGUCUACGGCCCCUGUCUGUUGUCCCGUACAGGACGCUUAAUCCAGCGUGUCCAGAAUGCAUGCACACGAUUCUGUUUUGGUGUGGCUCGUAAAAACCACAUUACGCCAUACUUGAAUAAAAACAA